AUGGUUAUGAAUUCAAGGCCAACUAAGGUAAUGAGAUUGGAGGACCUAAUACAGUUAGUUCCAAAUUGGCUUGAACUUCCAAAAGAUGUGACAUCAAAGAUACUCCAAUUGCUUGGUCCUGUUGAAAUUGUGAAGAAUGCACGUAGAGUGUGUCCUAUGUGGAGGAACAUUUGUAGGGAUCCUAGCAUGUGGAAGAGCAUUGAAAUGAUCAAAAGUCGAAAAUCACCAUAUAACUUAGAGAAGAUUUGUAUGUAUGCUGUUGAUCAAGGUUGUGAUCAUGUUGAAGAAAUUAAUGUUGAGUAUUUUGCUACUGAUGAACUCAUCAAAAAAAUAGCUGAAAGAACUACCAAUCUGCGACGCAUUCGGAUCUCAAAAUGCUUGAAAAUAUCAGAUAAAGCCUUCAGUGAUGCUGCUAAAAAGUUUUCACUACUUGAGGAACUUGAACUUUCGUUCAACGAAUUAAACAAAGAUUCUCUUGAAGCGAUUGGCCAAAAUUGUCCACUUUUGAAAACCCUAAAAUUCAAUAGAGCAUACAAAGGACUUAAGUGUACAUCCUACAAAGGUUUCAAAUGCAACAAAGAAGCAUUUGCUAUUGCAAAAAUGUCCGGAUUAAAACAUCUCGAGCUUUGGGGAAACAAUCUCACAAGUGAUGGUUUAGUUGCUAUUCUCGAUGGUUGUCCUAACCUUGAAUCUCUUGACCUUCGUAUGUGUUACAAACUUGUUAUGUCUGAAGAUUUGGUGAAAAGGUGUUAUGAGAAUAUUAAAUAUUUUAGACAUCCUGGUGAGUUUAUUGAUGAGCACGAUGAUGAUAAGGAUGAUCAUGUUUUUGUAUUCCAUUGUGAAUGUCGUGAUAGAAGUGGCAAGGGAAUGAAGAGGACGAAGAUGACAUACAUGAAUUUUAAUAAGUUUCGUUGA
Molecule: messenger RNA, 915 nt
Organism: Vicia villosa (hairy vetch)
Lineage: Eukaryota; Viridiplantae; Streptophyta; Magnoliopsida; Fabales; Fabaceae
Product: putative F-box/LRR-repeat protein 9
Exons: 2
Coding region: 1-915 (304 amino acids)
Molecular function (GO): protein binding
Source: RefSeq, a predicted model, not a curated record